Molecule: messenger RNA, 447 nt
Organism: Aspergillus piperis CBS 112811
Lineage: Eukaryota; Fungi; Ascomycota; Eurotiomycetes; Eurotiales; Aspergillaceae
Exons: 3
Source: RefSeq, a predicted model, not a curated record
UCCAAUCCUUCAUUCGAGGCAACCAACGCCCUCUGGACGGAGCCGCACACUGUUCUGUGUGCACUGUACAGUAUUAGUCCUCUGCAGCCUUGCGAGCGCAACGCCGGCCCACUGGGCGCGAUAUUAUUGUGCGACAGAUAUCCACUGCGCUCGUAUACUCUCCGCCGGCAGCUGGACGAACCCCUCGCGCAACGAAGCGUCAUUGGUCGUCUCGUACUCAGCUUGGCCGAUCCCGCCAUCUUUAGCCUGCAGGAAAGUCUUGCAAGAACAGUUCAUACAGAUAAAGCUGAGCAGUGCAUAAGGCAAGCGGCGACGCCGUUGGCAAAUAAGAGCUGGUUCAACGUCUACAACAGCAUCAGCCGGGGUUCCUGGCCAAUGGACCAAAAUAGGAUGUUUGGGACACGAAGCAUGGCCCAGCAACAAGGACCGAAGGAUAUCAAAGGCUGA